AAAACGUUUAAUAGAUAUUUAACCUUGGAUCUAUGGAUAAUUAAUAACAUCCCAACCACUGGGCAAACUGAGAGGCAUAAAGCAUAGAAAGAUCAGAGAAAGCCAAGCCUCAUUCCGACGAUGGAAGGCAGUUUCGAAGGGGCUAAAACGCCCUAGGAAUGUCGAUCAGGCGUACAUCUCUCGUAUAUCAACCCCACUUAAAUCCCAUCGCCACGUCAGGCCAAAAGGAAUAAAUUCAAAUGAAUGCUCCCCUCUUCAAGUAUCUCAAACCCAAUUAAAAACUCUUCAUCACUCUCCCAAUACGAAACCCCACAAGAAAACCCUACAAUCAACCUCUAACCCCACCAAAUGGACCCGUUCAACCAAGGCAUCCAACAAAUCUAUUCCAGCUUAGCCAUUGGCUUUGCCAUGAUCCUAGUAUUUGUUUUCGUCCGACGUAUCAUCAACUAUGUUCGCUCUUUGCCGCGGUCCCACCCGAUCCCUGCUGGUGGUCGAAUGCUGUGGGCCUUCUUGAACUCCAACCUUGUCGCACAAACAGUUGGAUAUACGCUCAUGAUGAUAAUGCUCAGGCAAUCGCUAAACAAGACGCCUCAGCGUACAUGCCCUAAUCCGUGUCCAUCUAAGAUCAAUGUGAAGUUUGAUCAUAAGGAGAUCUCCGAUAUUGUUUCAUCGGCGGUUAGGAGUGCGCUGGCGGAGGCUACUGGUGUUAACGAGGGCAGUGCGCAGUAGAUCUUUGCCAAGAUCUCUCGUCUCUUGCAGUGCUUCGCGUGUGUUUGGUAUGGGUGGUUUGCGGUUUCUUUUGCGGUUUCUUUUCUUUCUUUCUUUCUUUCUUUUUAACGAGUAAUGAAGACAUGAGUUCGCA
Molecule: messenger RNA, 862 nt
Organism: Aspergillus pseudotamarii
Lineage: Eukaryota; Fungi; Ascomycota; Eurotiomycetes; Eurotiales; Aspergillaceae
Exons: 1
Coding region: 349-729 (126 amino acids)
Source: RefSeq, a predicted model, not a curated record